UCAUGAGUGAAAUACGUAUCCAUUUUCGACAUCUCAUGUUAUAUGAAUUUCGGAAAGGAAAUUCUAUAACAAUUGCCACGAAAAACAUAUGUGCUGUUUACGGAGAAAAUGCGCUUUCAUCUCGCACCUGUAGGAAGUGGUUCCGACGCUUUAGAGCUGGGAAUUUCUGUUUAGAAGACGAGGAACGCUCCGGGCGUCCUCCUCAGACAGACGAAGAUAAAAUUAGGGAUCUUGUUGAAAAAUCACGAAGUUUGACAGUUCAAGAGAUGUCAAAUGUCCUGAAAAUACCUAAGACAACGAUUCAUAGGUGUUUAAAAAAAAUGGGGAUGGUGUCAAAGUUAAACGUUUGGGUGCCCCAUGAACUUACGGAACGGAACCAUCUUGAACGAACGACAGUGUGCAUGUCAUUACUUGCGCGUAAUAAAUAUGAGCCAUUCCUUAAACGUCUGGUAACUGGUGAUGAAAAGUGGAUACUUUUCGAAAACCCUGAACGGAAACGUAGCUGGUCCCAACGAAAUCAGCCACCUCAACGCUGUGCAAAACCGGGGUUAUAUCCACGUAAAGUUCUUUUAUGUGUAUGGUGGGAUUAUAAAGGAAUACUCUAUUUUGAACUUUUAUCUAGUGGUGAUACCAUUAAUGCAGACAAAUAUUGCACUCAGUUAGAAAAAUUAAGGAAAGCACUAGCUGAAAAACGACCAGGUUUAGUGAAUAGGAACAACGUUAUCUUCCAUCACGACAACGCUAGAUCGCAUGUCGUGAAAAGCGUUACAAAAAAAUUGUCUGAAUUUAAUUAGAAAAUUUUACCACAUCCCCCAUAUUCCCCAGACAUUGCCCCAUCUGAUUACCAUCUGUUCAGAGCAUUACAACACUUUUAGUAGGUAAAAAAUUUGAAAAUAUUGACAUUCUCAAAAAUAGCUUAGAAAAUUAUUUUAA
Messenger RNA from Bombus terrestris (buff-tailed bumblebee), 933 nucleotides. RefSeq names its product histone-lysine N-methyltransferase SETMAR-like. The transcript has a single exon. Gene Ontology annotation, molecular function: nucleic acid binding. The coding region runs from base 3 to 794 and encodes 263 amino acids. NCBI's taxonomy places the organism in Eukaryota, Metazoa, Arthropoda, Insecta, Hymenoptera, Apidae. The record is from RefSeq and is a predicted model, not a curated record.